CCUCUACUUUUAGCCUCUUCACAAAAAGGCCAAGCUGCCGACCAAACAUCUGCACCACUCGAGGCUGGCUCCUCGUCAACGACAGCCAUGUCGGCAAGCUCCAGUGCCACUGCUAAUGAGCACGCUGAUGCCAUCCACUCUCUGGGCACAAACACUGCCAGUGCUCCAGCCCAGGACCAGCUGGACGAGGUCACCACCGUCAAUGACGGUGAUCCAUUGGGUCUUGGCCAGCACAAGCGUGCCAAUGUCACCCAGAGACAAAUGGAGGUUGACUACCCGUCUGCCAACAAACGCCACAUGAAGAAGUUCUACACGAGGCAGAACGCUCUCAUUGACCAGUUCCUCGAAAGUGGGGACGAGGAACGCUUAGCUGCUCUGGACACCUUGGAGAAUGGUCCCAAAGUCAAAUUUGCCGUAAAUGCUUCCUUCGUGGUCAACUUCUUCCUGUUCGUGAUCCAGCUGUAUGCUGCCAUUUCCACGGGUUCGCUGUCACUGUUUGCCACCGCGGCAGAUGCUUUCAUGGACCUGGUAUCAUCCAUCGUCAUGCUCAUCACAUCGCGAAUGGCUGCACGGCCCAGUGUAUACAAGUACCCUGUCGGUCGUACGCGUAUUGAAACCAUCGGCAUCAUCAUGUUCUGCUGCCUCAUGACCACGGUUGCUAUCCAAUUGAUCGUCGAGUCUGGGCGUGCCUUGGGAGAGGGUGCUUCGGAGCACGAACAGCUCCACAUCAUCCCCAUCGUGUUCGUGGGUGUCGCAAUCUUUUGCAAAGGUUCUCUAUGCAUCUACUGUUUCUUCCUCCGCCGGUACCCUGCGGUGCACGUCUUCUUCAUCGACCACCGUAACGACAUCAUUGUCAACGCCUUUGGUCUGACCAUGUCCAUUAUCGGAAGCCGUGUUGUGUGGUACCUCGACCCCCUCGGUGCCAUCCUCAUUGGUCUUCUCAUCCUGUGUUCUUGGGCUGCCAACGCCUUCGAGCAUGUGUGGCUCCUUGUGGGCAAGUCUGCACCGAACGAGUUCAUCUCCAAGCUCAUCUACCUCGUGGUCACGCAUGAUACCCGCAUUCAAAAAGUUGAUACUUGCCGAGCCUACCAUGCUGGACAGAACUAUUACGUCGAGGUCGAUAUUGUCAUGGAUGAGGAACUACCCCUCAAGGUCACCCACGAUGUCAGCCAGACCCUGCAACGAAAGCUUGAAGGACUUGCCAAUGUGGAGAGAGCCUACGUGCAUGUCGACUACGAGAACGAGCACGACAUCUACGAGGAGCACAAGCCCCUCUACGAGAUCACCGAACGCCGGUCGAUCAAGCAACGUGUGAAGGCGCUCUUGUCAAGGAACAAGGAGCAAGCUUCAUAACAUUCCCCCGCCCACCCUCCGCAAACCCCUCAUAUCCGUACCGUACACGAUCACGCAUUGUAUUAUUAGUUCCGGUCCUGUCAUUUCAUAGAACUUGGCGAUCUGUUUCAUUGUUCAAAAGUCUUUUCUUUCCAGCAUCAUUUGAUACCUAAGUGCUUGGGGCGCGACGCGCAGCACUUCACAUAUAGCAUGUACACCUAGUCACUCUUUGGCACAAAUGUUAAUGAAUCCGUCCUUUGCGG
This is a messenger RNA of Paraphaeosphaeria sporulosa, 1595 nucleotides long. Its product is annotated as cation diffusion facilitator 1. The transcript is spliced from 5 exons. The record is from RefSeq and is a predicted model, not a curated record. Lineage: Eukaryota; Fungi; Ascomycota; Dothideomycetes; Pleosporales; Didymosphaeriaceae. Gene Ontology annotation, biological process: monoatomic cation transport; transmembrane transport. The coding region runs from base 88 to 1353 and encodes 421 amino acids. Gene Ontology annotation, molecular function: monoatomic cation transmembrane transporter activity. Gene Ontology annotation, cellular component: membrane.